AUGGCUCCUCUGUGGCCCUUCAUCCUGGUGGCUGCCUCAGAAAUCCUAGCCAUAGAUACGCCUCAUCCCAGGAAUCCUGCUCUGUAUCGUCUCACCAAGCAGCUAUUACAGAAAUAUCACAAGGCAGUGAGGCCAGUUCACCACUGGACCGAGGCCACCAUGGUAUACCUGGAUGUGUUUGUCCACGCCGUACUGGAUGUGGACGCACAGAACCAAAAAUUAAAGACAAGUAUAUGGUACCAUGAGGUUUGGGAUGAUGAAUUUUUAUCCUGGAACCCCAGCAUGUUUGAUGAGAUUAGGGAGAUCUCUCUACCUCUAAGUGACAUCUGGGCCCCUGACAUCAUCAUUAAUGAGUUUGUGGACAUUGAGGGAUCACCCGACCUUCCGUAUGUCUAUGUGAACUCAUCUGGGACCAUUAAGAACUCUAAGCCUAUCCAGGUGGUCUCUGCAUGUGCUUUAGAGACCUACGCAUUUCCAUUUGACACCCACAACUGCAGCCUGACCUUCAGUAGCGUGCUGCAUACAGUGCAAGAUGUUGACCUGGCCUUCCUGAGGAGCAAAGAAAACACGAAGCAUGACAAGAAGGAAUUUUUGAACGACAGUGAGUGGGAGCUUCUUUCUGUGUCCCCAACGUACAACAUCCUGCAGAGCAGCGCUGGAGACUUUGCCCAGAUUCGGUUUAAUGUGGUGAUUCGCAGGCGCCCGCUGGUCUACAUUGUGAGCCUGCUGAUUCCCAGCAUCUUCCUAAUGCUCGUGGACCUGGGGAGCUUCUACCUACCACCCACCUGCCGUGCCAGGAUUGUGUUCAAGACCAGCGUGCUGGUGGGCUACACUGUCUUCAGGGUCAACAUGUCUGAUGAGAUGCCAAGGAGUGCACUGAGCACCCCUCUGAUUGGAGUCUUCUUCACGGUGUGCAUGGCCUUGCUGGUUAUCAGCUUAUUUACGUCCAUCCUGUUGGUCAGACUCCUCCAUGAUGAGUGGAGCAUCGGGCAGGAGCGGCCCCUCUUGUGCUUUCAAGGGGACACUGAUGCUGAUGGGCCUAGAGUAGAUCCCAGAGCCCAGCUUGCUGGGAUAGCAGAGCCCUCCAUCUGUCAAGAGCACCAGGUCCAGCCAGGGACCCUGCAGGAAGUCUGGCUGGAGCUUAAGUCCAUCGGCACCUACUUCCAGACUUGGGAGCAGGCAGACCAGCAGGAGGUUAAGUGGCUGGCCCUCCUGGAACGUUUUGACCGACUGCUCUUUCAAGCCUACACCAUCGUGCUGGGACUCUAUACCGUCACCCUGAGCUCCCUCUGGGCUCUGUGGGGCAGCUCGUGAACAGCGGUGGCUGCUGCUCUCUUAGCACUUGGGGCAGGCUGGCGCAUCUUGUCAGGGCUGGAGAGGGAGGCACGGUGGGUUAAAAAGCUCCUCACCUUUUAUUGCUCUUGUCCUUCAGUGCAGGUGCUCACACUUGAGGAAGUACUGAGUGACCCAGGAUUAGGCAUUCAUGAUGAAAAUGUCCGGACAUCUCAAGGUAUACAGUGAAAAGGAAGCCUACCUUCUUGUUCCAGUUCACUCCCCCAAAGUGACCACCAUUAGCAAUCUCCUUCAGAACAUUUCUAGGUACAUCACAUACAUGUAUGUUGAGAGGUGGUGGUUGUUGUUUUUUCUUCUUUUUAAGUGUAAGAUCACUUCAACCCCCAGUUCGAUCUUGGUCAUUCAGUCAACCAUUCAAAAUGUUUACUGAGUGUCAGUUAAGUCCUAGGUAUUAUGUGAGGCACACCAGAGAAUACAAAAUACGUCGGUCACAGACGAUUCUUCCCUUGACUUGAUUCACAAGGUCACCUUGCACAAAGCAGAAUGCAAGAUUUGCACCACAUGUGUGUCCUGAAGCUCUCGU
Molecule: messenger RNA, 1876 nt
Organism: Ailuropoda melanoleuca (giant panda)
Lineage: Eukaryota; Metazoa; Chordata; Mammalia; Carnivora; Ursidae
Gene: HTR3B
Product: 5-hydroxytryptamine receptor 3B
Exons: 9
Coding region: 1-1314 (437 amino acids)
Biological process (GO): monoatomic ion transmembrane transport
Cellular component (GO): postsynaptic membrane
Molecular function (GO): extracellular ligand-gated monoatomic ion channel activity; transmembrane signaling receptor activity
Source: RefSeq, a predicted model, not a curated record